This is a messenger RNA of Microthlaspi erraticum, 1113 nucleotides long. The record is from the annotation of a GenBank genome assembly. Lineage: Eukaryota; Viridiplantae; Streptophyta; Magnoliopsida; Brassicales; Brassicaceae.
AUGUCGGACUCGAGCGACUCAUGCAGAUCCUUGAUCCCGAGCCUCCUAUACUCUUCCGAUCAUCGUCUAUUUCAGUCGCCGGAGCCAGCAACAAGCAUGAUGAUGCAGCUGAAAUCACGGCCGUUGAUUUCUCCGAGUUCUUCUUCAGUCUCAUCGAACGGUCCCGGUUUCUUGAUUGCGACGCCGAAUGAGAAAGUAGAAAUGUACUCGCCGGCGUAUUACGCAGCGUGUACCGUCGGGGGGAUGUUGAGCUGCGGCGUCACCCACACGGCGGUUACGCCCCUCGAUGUCAUCAAAUGUAAUAUGCAGAUUGAUCCAACAAAGUACAAGAACAUAACUUCAGCUUUCAAGACAACAAUCAAAGAACAAGGGCUCAAAGGUUUCACCACAGGCUGGUCACCAACACUCAUCGGAUACAGUGCACAGGGAGCGUUUAAAUACGGUCUUUACGAGUACGCCAAGAAAUACUACUCAAACAUUGUUGGACCAGAAUACGCAGCUAAAUACAAGACCUUGAUCUACCUCGCUGGCUCGGCCUCUGCUGAAAUCGUCGCCGAUGUUGCUCUCUGUCCAAUGGAAGCUGUCAAAGUCAGGGUCCAGACUCAGCCCGGUUUCGCCCGCGGCUUAUCUGAUGGUUUGCCAAAGAUCAUUAGAUCGGAAGGCGUUCGAGGGUUAUACAAAGGAAUCGUUCCUCUCUGGGGACGCCAGAUUCCAUAUACGAUGAUGAAGUUUGCUACUUUUGAGAACACUGUGGAGCUCAUAUACAAGAAAGUGAUGCCUACCCCAAAAGAAGAGUGCUCGAAGCCUGUUCAGCUCGGUGUUAGCUUCGCCGGUGGAUACAUUGCUGGAAUUUUCUGCGCCGUCAUCUCUCACCCUGCUGAUAACUUGGUCUCUUUCCUCAAUAACUCUAAAGGAGCCACUGUUGCUGAUGCAGUAAAGAGGCUAGGGUUAUUGGGGAUGCUUACACGUGGCCUUCCUCUUCGCAUUUUCAUGAUCGGGACACUCACUGGAGCACAAUGGGUUAUCUAUGAUGCUGUCAAAGUUUUAGCUGGAUUGCCAACAACUGGUGGUGCUUCUCCAGCUACUGCACUUGCUCCAGCUGUAAGUGCAUAA